Molecule: messenger RNA, 917 nt
Organism: Cuscuta campestris
Lineage: Eukaryota; Viridiplantae; Streptophyta; Magnoliopsida; Solanales; Convolvulaceae
Source: the annotation of a GenBank genome assembly
AAAUUUGAUAUUUAAAUAAAAUAAAUUGAAAAAAUUUUAAUAUUUUACCUUUUUUUUUAGAAAUGUGGGGAGUAUUUAAAAUCAUUGCUAUUACCCCUAUGUUUGACUAAAGAAUAUUCGGAAACGCUGGCAAUGGAGAACUCAUCAAGGUAUCCGAAGGUAAGGGUGAAGGUUGAGGAGGAAGAAGACGGGAAUGGUUAUGGGUUGGGUUUUUUGUCAUAUUUGAAGUCCUAUGAUGCCCUUUCCAAAGAUGAUUAUCCAACCUCCAUCGCAAGGAUUCCCACGGCGCACAUAUCGGGUUCUUCCAAACCCGUAACCUCUACGUCCACAGGAAAUUCAAAGAGCCAGAAAACUUCAAGUGAAAUGGAAGCAAAAACCAGAGCUGGUUUAGUGUCAAGGCCCCGAGCGGUUUUAUCCAGUCCCGAUAACGAUAAAAUGGCGGGAACGACGUUUGACAAGCCCAGGGCUGCUACUAGUAAAAUGGGCCGGGGUAGUUCAAGUAAAGGAGCCCAAGCCCAAUUCAAAGAGAUUCGUAAAACAAUCAAUGCUAAAAACUCUUUAAAGGCCCGAGAUGAUGGUGGGCCAGGCCGGGGUUGUCCAAGUAAAGGGGCCCAAAGUCAAUGCAAAGAGAUUCCCAAACCAAUCAAUGCCCAAAACUCUUUAAAGGGCCGAGAUGUUGGUGGGCCGGUCAGUCAGGUCAAACGAAAGAUAGCGAGUACAGUUAAACAGUCCAAGUGAAGGACAAAAGUGUCAAUUCCCACACAAGAACGCCACCAAAUUGUGUAUAUGGACAAAAAUUAUUGAUCCGGAGUAUUUAAUUACUCGAUAUUGUGUCUAGGUUUAGAGAGGUUAGAGUGUAAUUUAACUAAUCUUAAGUCUAGUAACUAUAGUGUUGAAAAGAAAAUGUCUUUAAAAUG